GCACAGGUGUCCGCGAUGGACGCGCAGGGCUUGGAUUGGCUUCUGGUCCCGCUGCAGCAGCUGGUUUCCUGGGGGGCGGCGGGGGCCAUUGUCUUCGGCGGGGUGGUGCCCUACAUCCCGCAGUACCGGGACAUCCGGAGGACGCAGAACGCCGAGGGCUUCUCCACCUACGUGUGCCUGGUGCUCCUGAUGGCCAACAUUUUGCGGAUACUCUUCUGGUUCGGGAGGCACUUUGAGUCCCCGCUGCUCUGGCAGAGUGUCGUCAUGAUCGUGACCAUGCUGCUGAUGCUGAAGCUGUGCACCGAAGUCCGUGUGGCCAAUGAGCUCAAUGUCAAGCGCCGGUUCUUCACAGGUAAUGAGGAUGGGGAAGUCAGAGCCCCUCCCCGGCGCCCGUGUCUGGACUUCGACCCUCACCACUUCUGGCACUGGAGCAGCUUCGCAGACUACCUGCAGUGUGUCCUGGCCUUCACGGGCGUUGCCGGCUACGUCACAUACCUGUCCAUGGACUCGGCCGUGUACGUGGAGACCCUGGGCUUCCUGGCCGUGCUGACCGAGGCCAUGCUGGGGGUGCCGCAGCUGUACCGCAACCACCUCUGCCAGUCCACGGAGGGCAUGAGCAUCAAGAUGGUACUCAUGUGGACAAGUGGCGACACCUUCAAGACGGCCUACUUCCUGCUGAACGGUGCCCCCCUGCAGUUCUCCGUGUGCGGCCUGCUGCAGGUGCUGGUGGACCUGGCCAUCCUGGCACAGGCCUACGCAUUCUCCCGCCAUCCCCCGAAGCCCACCCCCCACACGGUGCACCCUGCCAGUGCCAAGGCCCUCUGAGGUGGCCUGGAGGACAAGGACAUGGGACUGCUGGCUGCUGGCACCGGCUGGCCACCUGUCCUCCGCGUGGGCCCCUGGGGUGGUGGACAGGUGGGGGCCCAGACGCCGUGUCUGUGCUCACUCACUGGAGAAUGGUGAGGCAGGCAUCACCUCACGGGUGGGACUGUGGUUGUUUUCAGGGUGAUGGAAAAGCAGUUCUUGCUCCCACUUGCUUUCAGAGCACCUGCAGAAGCUGGGAGAUGCUCACAAACCCGGGAACAGGCGGAGCAGGCUAGGCCUGGAGGCUUCUCCAUAUCUCAGCCCAGCCAGUGGCCUCAGCCUGGAUGCAUCCUGUAAACCCAGGCAGGGCUCAAAAUGAGAAGCAGCAUUCGGAGAGCUUGGGCCCCAGCACGCAGGCCCGUGGUCAGAACGGCCGAGAAUGGAUGCACUGCUGGGCGACAUGCGGCGAGGACGCAGGGAAGGGUGGGCUGGGCACAGAGCACGUGACCUGGGUCCUGUGUCCACGUGGAAGGGAAGGCACACCAACGCAUAUGACAUAUGUCCUGGUCAUGUUCCCGGAGUGGCCUUGCCUGGGCCACCUUCAGUGUGGCCGCCUCAUGGGACUGGGACUCAGCCUUUGCCCUCGGCUGGGUAGGGGGCCCAGAGGCCCUGUUGCUAAUGAGCCUCCUUCCACUGGGGGCAAGGGGAUAAGCCCAUAUCCGUGCCAGCUGGGCACUAGCCAGAGAAACCUCACGGGUGUCUGGACCAGAGCCUGGAGUUCUCCAUGAUCCUGGAGGGCAUGGCAGGGUGUGAGUGGCCCACGUGGGCUCCCUGAAGGCCCAGUGCCGAGCGGGCCGCAUGCGGCUUUUUCCCUUUCUCCUGGGAAGUGCGCGCAGUUGCAGCACACAGCCUGUGAUGUCCAUCUUCCAGGAUGGGGACCACUGAGCUGCCCCACACCCCACGCUCUGAGCUCGUGGGCCUGAAGUGACCUUCCAGGGUGGGGGGUGGCCUGGCAUGGGCAUCCCUGCCCAUCAUCUCCCAUCCACAUGGUUCUCAUUCACUGCGUGUGGCUGUGGUGGGGCCACUGGUCUGACACUAGUCACCCACAUUUGUUUCCCUGUCAGUAUUACACGAGCAUCUCAGCUGGGCCAGCCCUGCACCAGCUCCCAGACCCCAGAGGCCAAGUGCUCCAGAUGCUUACGAGUGGCUCCCGCAGGCAGCGUUUCCCUUCUGCUGGGUGGAGGAGUGGCUCCCUGUGCAUUGUCCGUACUGUCUGUGGCCGGCGCUGAAGCUCUCGAGUGUCUGUGGUGGCCAGUGAGAAGUGUUGGAAGCCGUUUCCUCCUCCUGAGUUUUUCUCAAAAACUCCUGAAUGUCUGAGCGAGGAUCCUGCUUAGUUCUUUGGCCUGUAAGAUGCUUUGAAAACAUUUAUUUUUAAAAAUAAAGGGAGAUGUCUGUAGCAGUAAUUGCCUCUAAAUUAAAAUAUUAGUGAC
Molecule: messenger RNA, 2294 nt
Organism: Miniopterus natalensis
Lineage: Eukaryota; Metazoa; Chordata; Mammalia; Chiroptera; Miniopteridae
Gene: SLC66A2
Product: solute carrier family 66 member 2
Biological process (GO): retrograde transport, endosome to Golgi; phospholipid translocation
Cellular component (GO): endosome; trans-Golgi network
Source: RefSeq, a predicted model, not a curated record